Messenger RNA from Periophthalmus magnuspinnatus, 4915 nucleotides. RefSeq names its product family with sequence similarity 149 member B1 (gene fam149b1). Gene Ontology annotation, biological process: cilium assembly; protein localization to cilium. NCBI's taxonomy places the organism in Eukaryota, Metazoa, Chordata, Actinopteri, Gobiiformes, Gobiidae. The record is from RefSeq and is a predicted model, not a curated record. Bases 105 to 2135 code for a protein of 676 amino acids. The transcript is spliced from 16 exons.
UGGGACAUGUGUGAGCCCAGUUUCACCUGUCCUCCGCGGUUCCACGCUGUGCUCAUGGGAUUAAAAGACCGUGGCUUUUGAAUAUACAUGAGGCGCCUGGGAGGAUGAUUUCACGAUACAGCAGAAGACCAGUAUCGCACAAACUUGAAAUUCGUGGUUUGUCUCGGAGCAGCCUUGACCACCACCCUGUCCCUGAAGAGGCAGAUGAUGAUCAGUCUACCCCACGCUACCUCCAUGACCUCCAGGAAGGGUGUUCUACUCACAACAGCUCCGAGACAUCUGCUGCAUCAGUCCACUCAGACUGUUCGACUAUUAUUACCGUGGACUUUAAUCAGUCCUGGUCAGGUCUUCAGAGUUCAACAGGAACUGGCAUCUCCACAGAGAGGAGCUCUGUUUUCUCCUGGGGCUAUGAUGAAUUUGACAAGGCUGCAUCACGGCAGGUGCAGCAAAUGUUUGAGGAGAUCGACAAAGAGCUUUAUGAGGGUAGAGGCAGUGGGGGAGGGAUUCUGCCAGGUCUGCAAGAUGAAUGUCAACAAUGGGCUUCACGAUUUCCACAUCUUCGAAUCAUUGGCACUCAGUUGGUGUGUCCCACUGAUGAAGGCUUCCAGUGGUAUUCUACCUCAGGAAAAAGCUGUUCAUCUAGCAGUCUGUCAGCAGUCAAAGAGAGCAAUGUCAAAUCCCCAGAGAGCAACCACAGCAACACAGAGCUGAAUGUUCAAGGUAAAAAAGCAUUGUUGAGAAAACCCUCCUCAUCAGAAUUCAAAGAACUUCCAGGGGCCUCCAGUGGAUCCAGCCAUCAUGACAACUCCAAAGUGAUAGAAGUGGAGGGUGUCAUGGAGGAGUACCUGGCGUUUGAUAGCCAGGAUAUGGAUGGUGAAAGAGAGCCUAACAGUUCAGAUUCGGGGCGUAGGUAUCAUUGCUUACCGCCUGUCUCCCCAUACCGCUGUCGGCGUCAGGCUGUUCUGGACCUGUUGUUUGAUGAUGUGUGGCGGCAGCUGGUUGGGUGGACAAAAGAGCUUGUUCAACGGCAUUGGGAAGGGUGUACUUUGAUCAAUGAAGAAAAGCUUUGUGGAAACUUAAGCCCUGUCCCACAAAAAUCAAGCCAUCCAUUCAUGCUGCUCUCUACUCUGCCUACCACACUUCCCAAACUGGGUCUGGGCAGGGUGCCCCCACUUGCAGGCUUACCAAUACAAAACACUAAGUCAAGGGGCUCAAAGCACAAGUCCAGACGGAAAACCAAAAAGCAGAAAAGGCCUUCCAGUACUGCAAGAGCCCCUGUUGGAGCAGCAGUACAGCACAACCUGAACGACCUCAUUGUCAUCCAAAGCAUACCUCUUCAACAGAGAAAUCUGACUACACUGGAUAGGAGCCAAGACCCAGAUGAGAGGCUGUACCCCAGACCAGGCUCUAGUGUUGUUCCUUCAAACAAAGCUCGUCCUCGGCGGAUGCUAGAGCAGAGCUCCUCCUCUUUGUCCCGUCCAGCACAGUCAGCCCGGCGCAGAAACCCUCCUCCCCGCACGCUCCUGCCCCUGGUCCCUUCUCUGAGUCAGUCUACAGCAGGCUCUAUGGAUGAGAUCAUCCGUGGGACACGAUUGCCCACAGCAAACACAUCUCCACUGCUACCUCUGAGCAGAAACACCCUUCUUCCCCCCAUUGGCACUGGAGAUCAAGAGACAUCUUAUGCACUGCCAAACUCUAAGCCUGCACAGCGUCAGAAAGGACCAUCCAGCCGCGCUCACAGUGCUGUAAAUGAAGAAGCUGGCAGCUCCAUACCCAGAGAUCGUCAUCACCUACUCGAUGCUUUCUCUCGCCCUAACACCACCCACACAUACAGGUCAGACACUCCUUAUCGUCGCUCCUUCACUAUAUUAGAUAACAUCAGUCAGGGGAGGCCAGGAAGGGCCUCUGUGGCAGCAGAUGCUUUGGGUAUUGGUGUGACUGGUGUUAGUCUUGGCAUCAGCAGCUCUUCCUUUUUGGAGUCAUUUUCCCACCAUCCAUUGAGCCACUCGCCCAUCAAAGAUGAAGAUGAACCAAAUUCACACGGUGCUGUCCCAGCUCCACUGAUGCCUGUGUCCAUCCCACGACCUUAUACUCGAGGAGGAAUUUCAUCCAGAGCUGGAAGACCUGGUUUAUAAUGUCUAUACUACAAUGGGACAAAAAAGUAUUUAUUCAGCCACCAAUUGUGCAAGUUUUCUCACUUAAAAGAUGAGAGAGGCCUGUAAUUUUCAUCAUAGGUACACUUCACCUAUGAGAGACAGAAUGGGAGGAAAGAAUCCAGGAAAUCACAUUGCAGGACUUUUAAUUAAUUGCUAAAUUCAUCGGUAAAAUAAGUAUUUGGUCACCUACAAACAAGCAAGAUUUCUGACUCUCACAGAUCUGUAACGUCUUUAAGAGGCUUCUGUCCCCCACUUGUUACCUGUAUUAAUAUCACCUUAUUGAACUUGUUAUCAGUAUAAAAGACACCUGUCCACAACCUCAAACAGUUAGACUCCAAACUCCACUAUGACCAAGACCAAACAGCUGUCAAAGGACACCAAAAACAAAAUUGUAGACCUGCACCAGGCUGGGAAGACUCUGCAAUAGGUAAGCAGAAGAAGAAAUCAACUGUGGGUGUAAUCAUUAGAAAAUGGAAGACAGACAAGGCCACUGAUAAUCUCCCUCGAUCUGGGGCUCCAUGCAAGAGCUUGCCCCGUAGGGUCAAAAUUAUCACAAGAACUGUGAGCAAAAAUCCCAGACUCACACGAGAGGACCUAGUGAAUAACCUGCAGAGCCAAGACCAAAGUAACAAAGGCUAUGCCAGGGACUCAAAUCCUGCAGUGCCAGAUGUGUCCCCCUGCUUAAGCCAAUACAUGUCCAGGCCCGUCUGAAGUUUGCUAGAGAGCAUUUGAUUGAUCCAGAAUGUAUGGUCAGAUGAACACCAUACCUAUUGUGAAACAUGGAGGUGGAAACAUCAUGAUUUGGGGCUGUUUUUCUGCAAAGAGACCAGGAUGACUGAUCUGUGUAAAGGAAAAUGAAUGGGGCCAUGUAUCAUGAGAUUUUGAGUGAAAACCUCCUUCCUUCAGCAUGGGCAUUGAAGGUGAAAUGUGACUGGACCUUUCACCGUGACAAAGGUCCCAAGUACACCACCCAGGCAAUGAAGGAGUGGCUUCGUAAGAAGCAUUUCAAGGUCCUAGAGUGGCCUUGCCAGUCUCCAUAUCUCAACCCCAUAGAAAAUCUUUGGGAAAAGUUGAAAGUCCAUGUUGCCCAGCGAUAGCCCCAAAACAUCACUGCUGUAGAGGAGAUCUGCAUGGAGCAAUGGGCCAAACUACCAGCAACAGUGUGUGAAAACCUUGUGGAGACUUGCAGAAAACGUUUGACCUCUGUCACAUACCCUUUGUUGGCAAUGACAAAGUAUCGAGAUUAAUUUUUGUUAUUGACCAAAUAGUUAUUUUCCAUCAUAAUCUGCAAAUAAAAAAAAUCAGUGUGAUUUUCUGGAUUUCUUUUUUUUUCUCAUUUGUCGCCAAUAGUUGAAGUGUACCUAUGAUGAAAAUUACAGGCCUUGCUCAUCUUUUUAAGUGGAAGAACUUGCACAAUUCGUGGCUGACUAAAUACCUUUGCCCCACUGUACCUUAACAUCAGCCAUUUGCAACAUACUGCAGUGCUGCUACAUCAAUCGUGCCCUCUAAACAUUUAGUUUGUAAAAUUAGCCGUUUUCAAAUCUGUGCUACUUGGAAAAUUGCAUACAUUUUACAGGGGUAUUUUUAUGCCUCUAAACAAGUAAAAACAGCUGCCAAAAACCUUAAAAAAGCUAAUUCUAUUACAAUAUGAGCGUCUACAAGAGAUCAGUUGUGACAUGUUUAAAAUGUAAAUGUGUAUAUUUAUGUCAGUGUACAGUAUAUUGUUUGAUUGUACAGUUUUAAAAACUAUGCAGGGAAUGACAUCCACAGGGAUACAGAAGCACUUUUUAAAGCUCCGUUUAGUACUGUAAUUUUAUACAAAUUUUACAGAAUGACCACUUUCUUUUGCACAAAUGAACAAGACAAUAUGCGAUGCCACAUCUGCAAUGCCGUUUCUGGUAGCUGUUUCCCCUCAACAUCAGGGCCUAAUUAAAAAACAAACAAACAUUGAAGUCAGAACAAUCAUUAAAAGUGAUUUAACAUGGAGUGGAUGGUUUGUGCAUUUUAUACUGGGACAGUCUUGCUGUUAAUAUGCAUCUUCUGACAGCAUGUGAGGGACAAAGCUACAAAUCCAGAUUUCUUUUAAAUAAAAGCCACCAUAUAUUAAAUUCAUUUAUUUGACUUAUGAUCACAUGAACAAACAUUUAGUAUUUUAAACAUAAAAGUUAAAACAGAUAACCCCGACUUGUGUACAAGACUUAAAAUGGUAUAGAUGCUAUAGGCACUUGCCUUUUGAACCAGAUGUUACUUUUUUCCUUUUUUUGAUUUUCCAGUUUUUGGAGCAUAUUUUUCUUCCAGGUUAGUCAGAAAACUGUUAAAGUUCUUGACACUGGAUGCCUGUCUUAGCUGAAAGAAAAAAAAAAAAAUCCUCACAUACAUGUACAAUAGAAACACACUCAUGGGACAUACCUUAAUCAUCUUUGUCAAACUCUCAUCAUCAUCUCCAAGACCCAUUUCUUUCUGCAUUUGCUCAGCUUCUUGUCUCUCUUUGUCAGCCUGUUGAAACCAAAUAUAUUAAUUGCCUCUGAAAAAUGUAAUUACUAAAUUACUCCAUCACAAUCCGUACCCUCUUCCUUCUGGCCUUUUUCUUCUUUUCACUUUCUUUAGUGAAAGCAGACAAUGUAGCCACUUCAUUAUUAUCAAUGGCAUCCUGGAUGAUGCUGGAGAUUCUCGGCUCGUCAUCUGCAGAGCCGCACAGAACGGACUCCAUGAUGGCGUCCAUGUCCCCCUUGUAUCGCACAUAAUACUGAAGAAUAUCC